AUGCGUGCCAGCCCCCCGCGCUCUGCUUCCUCAAGACGCCGGCCCUUCCCCUUGGGCCCAGCGCCCAGAGGCGGGGGACCAGCCCCCCGGGAGCCGCGGGAGCGCGGCCGAGCCUGUGGUCCGGAAUCGGGGGGCGUCCCCUCAGCUCUCAUGCAAAAUGCAGGCGCUGGGAUUGUGCUCGUACCUGAUGUGGACGAGCCCUCCCUGGAGCUGCACGCGCCCUCAUCAUACACGUCGCCCACGUCACACACGUCGCCCACGUCCCCUGCGCUCAGCCCCGCACAUGUGGCCUUAACAGAACCCGCCCCUGAACCCCCGCGGAGCCACCCUCCGAGCGCCGCAUGGCCACCUGCCACCUUGGCUCACAGCCUGGUUCCUCAAGGAGACAUGGCCCGCAGCUCAGCAGGUCCCAGCGGCUCUGCAGCCACUUAUGGGCCGGUGAGGAGCAGUGAGGUGACCCUGGACGAGGACGAGAUGGAUAACUUCCUGCCGGAGGCCCACUGGACCGCUUCCCGGGUGCUCCCGCCCAUGCAGGACGUCACAGCCGGGCCCCCAGGGCCGCCAGGAGCUGCGCCGACGCCAUCUCUGCCCCUCAUUUCGUCACUCCACCGAGAGGUGGCGUCCACCUGGCACCAGGUCGUGCAGCCACCCCUGACGGAGACAGAUGCCGACCCCUCGGGUCAUCGCAGCCUGGCCUUGUCAGCGUUGCCCACUUCCGGGGACUGGCUUCCAGUUCCGAGCAGGAAUUUGGUGCUUGAUCCCACGGAAAUCUUUGGGCACACGGCCAAUAGGACUUGGCCCGAGAUCAUGGCUUCGGCAGAACCCCUCCUCUCCCCGAGUGUCCCGUCUCCAGUGCCCGAGGCUAGUGACGGCCUCCCCCAGCAGCCAUUUCUGCUCCCUGCGCAGGUUCUGGAAACGAGUACAGCCAGCUCCGUGCAGGCGACCCCCGCUUUGAGUCAGGGGCCAACAGGCACUGUUUCCCCUCAGAUCCCUCCGACCGCACAUGUGUCACACACAGGCCUGGCUUCCGGUGGCCGCAGCAGAACAGAUUCUCCAUGGUUUUCACCUUCUCUCCCAUUGCUUCCCUUUUCUACUCCAUCAGCGGAUAUUUCUGAUGACCCCUUUCUUUCGAGAAACUUCAGUGAAAUGUCCAAACUGCCCGGCCACCUGGCAGCCCCCAGUCAUGUAUCUGACAUGCCUGUCCUGAGCCCCACACCUUCAUCUAGACUGCCUGCAUGGUGUGUGUCCUGCAGUCUGUCUUCACCUCUCCAAGCUCUGUCCUCCAACCUUCUGGAAAAAGAUGUGGGCUCGAUCGACAGUUCUGAGACCUUGCCCGGGACCAUAUUGGAAGCAAGCCGCCUCACUUUGCUGAGCAGCAAGAUGACAGCCGACUUCUCUGAAUUUGAGGCGAAUCCUGAAGAAUUGAUUACCCCUUUCCCCUCAAGACCUGUAGUUUCACUUUCCUCUCUGUCUGGGGACAUCUCAGAACCGAGCCUCAGUGCCUCAGCGGAGGAAGACAGGAGUAGCGUUGUGUCCAUACACGUUUCUCCUCCCUAUGGCCAACCCCCUGUCACAGUGUCACUCGGGACUGCGUCCUUCAGCUCCUCCUUGGUUGUACAGACGGAAAUCAUGUCAUCCAGCAGAGCAGCUUUGUUUCUCUCUGCCCUCACCAGUGUUUCCCUUGACUCGUCUCUCUCCAUCACAGCAGAUACAAACACCCCGCCACAUUCCACCACAGACCCAAGCCUUUAUACGUCCUAUAGUUUGGUUCCUUCAGGAGACUCUUUGCCUUUCUCUGAUCAAGAACCACCCCAUUUUCCCCUACACAAAACUGAGAGUAUUCUGGAUUUUGCAUCGAGCUUUUUCUCGACACUUCCACCAGAAUUCAGCAGUUUGGGACCUCCAACCUCAGAAGAUCUGGCGUCUACGCCUGCAUCCGUUUCUCAGGCGUUGUCUAGUCUGAUGGAGGCAUACACAUCAUCUGCCUCUGUCAGCUGGCAGGCAACUGUGUUUUCUGUUCCCAAUUCCACACACCUUGAGUUUCCUCAGCUCUGGCCAAGUUCAGACCCUCUUUCAAACACAUUCACUUUUCUAGCUAGUUACUCUGAAAUGCCAUCACUGUUGAAUCUCCCAGCUGAUUCUUCCAAGUUCUCUGAAACAGCAAUGGUUUCACCAACAGAUUCUGACCCUGACUUUACUUCAGCUUUCACUCACACUACCUCCCGUUUCGAGUUUUCCCUCGUUUCCCAUGAGUUUACAGUCUCCCCACUGGCACCCUCCAGUUCUGAGUCUACUGUUGACCUUGUGAUUGAUGGGACUUUCUUAAUGUCACUGCUGAGUGCUUGUCAUACUCCAUUCAUAUCAACUGAGUCCUCUCUGUUUUCUACUCCCACGUCUCUCAGUGCUACAGACCGCCACACAACGUCUGCCUUACUCUCUUUUACCCCCAUCAGCCCUUCUGUGACGCUAUCAAUGACAGACCUGUACCUGCCAUCAGCUUUCUCGUUUGUUUCUGAGGUAACCCCCUCAGCUCUCCUCACAGAGCCAAUUUUUGUGGGUCCAUCGUUUGUGCCCACAAAUUUACCAACAAACACCUCCACUGAACUGAGCACAUCAAAUGUGGCUGCAGUUCAUACUGUUGACACCACCUUCACCCUGAGCAGCAAGACUGCAAGUCCGAAUCCCCAUAAGAGCCCUACUGCUCAUCCCCUGCCGUCACUUCCUCCGGGGACCACUGCCAGCCCUGAAGCCCUGGUCAACACACCAGCCCUGAUCGCCACCAAGCCACCGUAUGUGUGUGACAUCUCAGUUCCCGAUGCCUAUUUGAUCACAGCUGUGCUUGCCCGGAGAGCUGUACAGGAAUACAUCAUCACGUCCAUCAAAGAAGUGCUGCGUGUCCACUUCAACCGGGCCGUGGAGCUCAAGGUCUAUGAGAUAUUCCCGGACCUCACAUUCCUGGUGACCUCCAGCCCUUUCAUAUACACUGCAAUAUCUGUCAUCAAUGUGCUCAUCAGCAGUAAGCUUGUGCGUGACCAGACUCCCUUAAUCCUGUCUGUGAAACCUUCCUUCUCCGUGCCUGAUUCCAGGUUCCAAGUCCAAACAGUACUUCAGUUUGUGCCUCAGAGCGUGGACACCGGCUUCUGCAACUUCACCCAGCGCAUCGAGAAAGGUCUGAUGAUCGCACUCUCGGAAGUGAGAAAGCACCAUCCGAGCACCUAUAACCUCACAGUGCAGAUCUUGAAUAUCACUGUGGGGCCUUCAAGGAUGGCUCCCCGGCGGGGCCCAGUGACCAUCAUUUUUGCUGUUAAGAAUGCACAGGGAUUUCUGAAUGGGUCUGAAGUAAGCGAGCUGCUUCGGAACCUGAGUGUGGUAGAGUUCAGUUUCUACCUGGGGUACCCCACACUGCGGAUAGCUGAGCCCUUCCAGUACCCACAGCUCAACUUAUCACAGCUGUUGAAGGCCUCCUGGGUGAGGACAGUACUCUUGGGCGUCUUUGAGAAGCAGCUUCAGAAUGAAGUCUUCCAAGCCGAGAUGGAGCGCAAGCUGGCCCAGCUGCUCAGCGAGGUCCUCUCGAGGAGGCGGAUGUGGAGAAGGGCCACCGUGGCCUCGGGGAGCAGUGUGGUGCAGGUGGUGAACGUGUCCAGACUGGAGGGGGAUGAUCACCCGGUGCAACUCAUCUACUUCGUGGAGGAUCGAGACGGCGAGAGGCUCAGCGCCAUCAGGACCUCAGACCUCAUCAACAAGAUGGACAUCCAGAGGGCUGCCAUUAUCCUGGGCUAUCGGGUCCAAGGCAUCAUCGCCCAACCUGUGGACAGGGUGAAGCGGCCGUCCCCCGAGGCCCAGAGCCACAACCUCUGGGUCAUUGUGGGCGUGGUCAUCCCCGUGCUGGUGGUCAUGGUGAUUGUGGGUAUCCUCUACUGGAAACUCUGCCGCACCGACAAGCUGGACUUCCAGCCCGACACUGUGGCCAACAUCCAGCAGCGCCAGAAGUUGCAGAUUCCUAGUGUGAAGGGCUUCGAUUUUGCCAAACAGCACCUGGGUCAGCACAAUAAAGAUGAUAUACUCAUCAUCCAUGAGCCAGUGCCCCCACCUGGACCCAUGAAGGACCACACACCGCCCUCCGAGAAUGGAGACAUGCCGACCCCCCAGGCCAAGGUCCUCUCCAAGAGCCUCCGGCACAGAGGAAGAAUUUCUCCCUCGGAUGCCGACUCUACUGUCAGCGAAGAGUCCAGUGAAAGGGAGGCGGGCGACAAGCCUCCUGCAGCGGUCAGCGACAGCAGGCCCUCCCGUGGUCCCCAGAGCGGGCCGCCCCCACCCAGCUCGGGCCCUGAGCAGCACUCGUCCGCCUCCAUCUUCGAGCACGUGGACAGAAUCGCCCACACGGCAGAGCCCAGUCGCCGGGUCCCCAGCAAGAUCCAGUUGAUUGCCAUGCAGCCAAUCCCGGCUCCCCCUGCCCAGCACCCUCCCCCGGGCGACCGAGUGGCAGAAACCAACAAGAUUAACAAGGAGAUUCAGACUGCGCUGCGGCACAAGUCCGAGAUCGAGCACCAUCGGAACAAGAUCCGGCUCCGCGCCAAGCGCCGCGGCCACUACGAGUUUCCGGUGGUGGACGAGCUGUCCUCGGGGGACACGCGUGAGCGCCACCGUGUGUACCGGCGCGCGCAGAUGCAGAUCGACAAGAUCCUGGACCCCACGGCCAGCGUGCCCUCUGUGUUCAUCGAGCCCAGGAAAAGUUCCAGGAUCAAGCGUUCUCCUAAGCCACGCCGGAAGCACCAGGUCAAUGGCUGCCCCACAGAUGCUGAGAAGGACAGACUCAUCACCACUGAUAGUGAUGGCACCUACAAACGGCCCCCUGGUGUCCACAACUCGGCCUAUCUCGGGUGCCCCUCUGAUCCAGACCUCCCGGCAGAAGUUCAGACGCCGUCCUCGACUGAGCUGGGACGGUACCCCGGCUUGCCCUUCCCGGCCUCCCAGUACAUCCCACCCCAGCCAUCCAUCGAGGAGGCCCGCCAGACCAUGCAUUCCCUCCUGGAUGACGCCUUUGCCCUGGUGGCCCCCAGCAGUCAGCCGGCCAGUGCUGCGGGUGCCGGCCCCGGACUCCCCGCCGGCCUGCCCCUCAACAGUACCCCUUCCCGGGAGGAGAGGAGAGCAGCCCCAUGGGGCUCCUUCUACAGCCCGGCUCAGACGGCCAACAACGCAUGCAGUAGGUAUGAGGACUAUGGAAUGACUCCCUCAUCGGCCCCACUGCCAAGGCCCAGCUUUGGCCCUGGUUUGCUACUAUCCUCAGACCUGGGGCCCCCGGAGCCUGCACAACCCCAGGCCGAAGCGCCCUUUACCGCCCGCGGAAUCUACUCAGAAGAGGUGACAUCGGUGGCCCGGCCCCGGCCAGUUGGAGGCACCACAGGCUCCCAGAUCCAGCACCUCACGCAGGUGGGGGUCUCAAGCAGGAUUGGGUCUCAGCCCGGGGAGGCCCUGCCAGGCCGGGGCGGCCAGUACAGCGGGCCAGGAUGGACCUCGUAUGGCGAGGACGAAGCUGGGAGGAGAGAGGCCGUGCCAAGGACUGCAGGCAGGGAGCCCUCCGCCCCACCUGGGAACCUGCCUCACAGGGCUCUGCCAGGCCCUGGGCUGCCUUACGCCACCAGCUCCUCUGAGGACCUGCAGCCCGGCCACUCCUCCACGUCCCUCAUCAAAGCCAUCCGGGAGGAACUGCUCCGGCUCUCCCAGAAGCAGACGGCUGUGCAAAGCUUUCACAGCUGA
This is a messenger RNA of Chrysochloris asiatica (Cape golden mole), 5757 nucleotides long. RefSeq names its product KIAA1549 ortholog. NCBI's taxonomy places the organism in Eukaryota, Metazoa, Chordata, Mammalia, Afrosoricida, Chrysochloridae. The transcript is spliced from 21 exons. The coding region runs from base 1 to 5757 and encodes 1918 amino acids. The record is from RefSeq and is a predicted model, not a curated record.